CAUCUGCACUGAUAAACAAACUAAGAUAAGCUUCUGUUUCGAAAAAGUAAUUCAGUAAUUCAACUGGACGAACAAGAUUGAGAGUGAGCUAUAACUAGACCUAUGCACUCCACAGAGCAAACUUCUUUUUCGGAAUGGAGGGUAUUUUGGUUCUCACUUUGUAAUAAGUCUUGCAUUCUUAACAGAGCCAAGUUAGACAAGAAAGGGUGGGUUGUCCUGCUGAGUCCUGAGGUAGUUUCCUGAAUGGAGCCUGGAGCUGCAUCGAGGAGGACGAGCAGGUUUUCUUCAUAUGAGAGGCUGGUGGCCAUCGGGUUGGCCCUUCUAGCUGUGCUUUCUCCUCUCUAUAUCGACCGGACAACGGUAGAUGAUUCAGAACUUGAUUUGGAGCAGCCUAUUAACUUUGCUUCUUGGCUGCCUCUGCUGCUCUUGGUGUUGAUCUUGGCCCUCACUUUGUCGCUUUACUUGGACCGAAGCUUUACCAGGUUUGAUCCUUACUGGAUUCACAGAGUUGGCGGUUCUUCUAGUGGCAUCACGAUAAUCCUCAUGGUUCUUGCGUUGGUGUUGAAGUUUAAAGCUUCUAUUAGGAACUGGGAGGCUUAGCUCAAAUCUUUUGUAGUACUUGUUUUCUGCCAUGUAAUUUGCUUAUCGCUUUACAGAACAAAGUUCAUGUAUCUUUUUUUAUAUAAAUAAGAAUAAGCAGCUUCUUGUUGAA
Messenger RNA from Prunus dulcis (almond), 712 nucleotides. RefSeq lists its product as uncharacterized. NCBI's taxonomy places the organism in Eukaryota, Viridiplantae, Streptophyta, Magnoliopsida, Rosales, Rosaceae. The record is from RefSeq and is a predicted model, not a curated record. The transcript has a single exon. Bases 244 to 600 code for a protein of 118 amino acids.